Molecule: messenger RNA, 1717 nt
Organism: Diachasma alloeum
Lineage: Eukaryota; Metazoa; Arthropoda; Insecta; Hymenoptera; Braconidae
Product: type 2 phosphatidylinositol 4,5-bisphosphate 4-phosphatase
Exons: 6
Coding region: 234-1001 (255 amino acids)
Biological process (GO): phosphatidylinositol dephosphorylation
Cellular component (GO): lysosomal membrane; late endosome membrane; plasma membrane
Molecular function (GO): phosphatidylinositol-4,5-bisphosphate 4-phosphatase activity
Source: RefSeq, a predicted model, not a curated record
UACAUCCAAAAAAUAUUCACUUUUUGACAGUAGUGAGAAAACAAGAAUCGUGAUGGCGACGAGGGUAGACUAAAUUUCCAGGGCUGUGUAGCCACCGAAAAUUAAUAAAUAACCUGGUGAAGUCGAUUGCACCAGCUCGAUCAGGGCUAAUUCACCCUCUUGGGUAGAACAUCUCGGCUGAAUUUAUUGUUGAUCGAGACAGAGUGAAUCAUCGAGCCCUUUUGUUUAACACAAUGGGUGAUGGUAAAGAGGCCGAGCGCCAACCACUCCUCAAGAAUGAUAGUGUCACGUACAGCUCCCACAGCAGCGAUGUCAUCGGUGGAGACGGUACACAAUCUAAUGUCAACACAGUAUCGCCAAUUGGUCCUGAUGAGGUGCCCCCACCCUAUCAGUCAGCUAAUCAGAGUGGCAUGCCCAUGGUCACCUGCAGAGUCUGCCAGGCUAUGAUUGAUAUUUCCGGUAAAAGGGAUCAGCAUGUCGUCAAGUGCAGUCAGUGCAAUGAAGCUACGCCAAUAAGGAAUGCUCCACCGGGAAAGAAAUACGUGCGAUGCCCCUGCAACUGUCUCUUGAUCUGCAAGAGUUCAUCACAGAGAAUUGCCUGUCCCAGGCCCAAUUGCAAACGCAUAAUUAAUCUUGCGCCUAGUCCUGUCACACCACCAGUCCUGUCAAUGCCAGGAAUGUGCAGGGUCUGCUGUGCCCACUGUCACGACACUUUCCUGUUCAAUACUCUCAACAAUGCGUUGGCUCGAUGUCCCCAUUGUCGCAAAGUGUCUUCCGUAGGGCCAGAUUUUGCUAAAGGACGGGGCAUCAUGUUCAUUACUAUCGGAAUCAUUGCACUCGUGAUUGGAAUCGCUGUGACUGCUGGCACAUACUCCCUAGUAGGCACCAACGGUGGCAUUUACGUGGCAUAUGUCGGUGCAUUCUUAGUGGCUCUGUUGUGCCUCGGGAGGAGCAUCUACUACUGUACACUGAAAAUUAGUCUAAUAGAGGGUCCAUUGUAGGAGUAAACCAUCCACAACGAAGCAAUUGCAAUGACGUUGAGCAUGAAAGAGAACGCGACACAUACAAUUUAAUGAAAGAACAAGGGAAAAUAUUGAUUUUAUCAUUGAUGUCGUAUAACCAAUUUUAGAAUUAUUCUUUCAUGAAUUUAUUAUUAAUCGCUGUUGCAAGGAGGAGGCAAAAAUGCAUGAGAAAUAUUAAAUGCAUAGGUUUAUGUCUCGAUAAAGGGCAAUGCGAUUUCGUGAUAAAUGCGAUAUACAUGGAAAUAACAGAUUUACUCAUUCGAUUUUUCUGUUUCUUUCCUACGAUUGGCAACUAAUUGAGUGGAGGAAGAGCAUGAAGAUGUUUCGGUGAUUAUGACUGGUCCACGGGGACUGUAUAUGGAGUAAUGAGUCGAGGGUGCAACUUCCAUGAGAAUGUGAAAGCUCUUUUUUUCUUGAGAACCAAAAGAAAAUCCCUAUUUUUUACAUUUACUAUUUGUUUUCCUCGCGAAUUGUUAAUAUUAAUUGAUGCUGUCUUUGCAUGGAUGGCAGGGUGAAUUGUAUUUAGUGGGACUCGGGGAGUGUCUGUGGGGCCCACGUGAAUCUGCUGAAAUUGUUUAUUUUUUAUCAUCCGCUCCGUUAUUAAUGUCAUUAACGAGUACAGAUGUAAUUAACAUGUCACUUUACCGAAUGGUUAAUAUUAUGGAUUAAUAAAAAUACGUGAUUUUAUGAGAGGA